UGCACACAGCUGUCUCACCACAAACACAAAACUACCUUUUUAUUCACGCUGGAAACCUCCUGCUGCAACAUGCGCGCGUUCAUCUGCGCGUGCACGGUGCGUGAUCGAUCGGCUGCGUGUGAGACUAUCUGUUAGGCGCGAGGAGGAAAGUUAUUGGUGCUUAUAUUGGCUCGCGGACUUAGUGUAAUAUGAGUGACGUGAAUCAUCAUGAUCGAUAACCGAUAACAGGCUAAGUGACAACAUGGCGGAUCAAUAAAUUAAUCGAUCAGCUGAUCAGAGAAGAGAACAGCUGGCAGACAUGAUGGACUCGCUGCUGGACUUUGAGGACUGCAUCAAAGACUCACCUGAGUUCAGACUGAACCUGGAUCAGUUUGAGACUGAAGUUACUGUGCUGGACACACAGCUGGACAAGGUGAUGAAGCUGUGCGGUAAGAUGGUGGAGGCGGGACAAGCGUACAGCGCAGCCAAUCAGCUGUUCCUGAGCGGCCUGGCGGAGCUCUCCAUGUCCCGCAAGAAGGACAGCGUCAUCACAAACUGCCUGAACCAGUUCAACCAGGGCCUGCAGGAAAUGGUCAACUUUCACACUAUGCUGUUUGAUCAGACGCAGAGAGCCAUCAGCCAUCAGCUGACCAACCUCUGUACACAGUUCCUCCCCCAGCUGGCAGAGACCAGGAAGGAGUUUGUUCGUAUCGGAGACGAUCUGGAGACGGCGGCGGCGAAGAGCGCUCAGGUUUCCCGCCACAAAACCGCCGACGCCGAGCGGGCGAGUCACCUGCUGCUCGCCACGCGGAAAUGCUACCAACACUUCGCCCUGGACUACUGUCUGCAGCUCAACACCUUCAAGACUCAGCAGAGGAUCGACAUCUUGAACUCCGUCUUCUCCUUCGUCCACGCUCAGUUCACUUUCUUCCAUCAAGGCUUCGACCUGCUCAGAGACCUGGAGCCCACCAUGAAGACCAUGGCAGCACAGUUGUCGCAGCUGUCGUCAGACUGCGCAGCUAAAAGAAAAGACCUGGAGAACAAACACCUGCUGGUCCAGCAGAGGGACGCUUCAGGAGAGCCGAUGGUCGUCCCGUGUCCCGGCAGCAGUGACAUCAUCCAGGGUUACCUCUUCAAACGCUCCAGGAGGAAAACCAAAACCUGGAAGAGAUGCUGGUUUUCCAUCAGAGACAACCAGCUCAUCUACAGGAAGUCACAGAAGGAGGACUCCAUGGUCCUGUUUGAGGAUCUCAGACUGUGUGCUGUUAAGUCUCUGGAGCACAUCGACCGCCGCUUCUGCUUCGAGCUGCUUUCUGUUCAGAAGUGCUGUGCUCUGCAGGCAGACUCGGAGCAGUUGAAGCAGGCCUGGCUCAGCGCUGUGCAGGGAAGCAUCGAUCUGGCCUACAGAGAGAAAGCCGACACUCAGCUCACACAGCCUAAAGAGCCCCUCCCUCUCCUGUCUGCUAGUGAUAACUCACCAGGCCCCCCCGCUCGCAGGCCGCCAGCGCUAGGUGUGGCCCUGCGAGGCCCCGGGAACCAGCGCUGCUGUGACUGCAGCGAGGAGGAGCCUCGCUGGGCCUCCAUCAACCUGGGAGUCACCAUGUGCAUCGAGUGCUCGGGGAUCCACAGGAGUCUGGGCGUUCACCUGUCCAAGGUUCGAUCUCUCACUCUGGACUCGUGGGAGUCCGAACAGCUGAAGCUGCUGUGCGUUCUGGGAAACGACGUCAUCAACCGGAUCUACGAAGCUCGAUGUUCAGAGAGCGGACGAGUCAAACCUUCGACGGACAGUCCGCGAGCAGAGAAAGAAACGUGGAUCAAAGAGAAAUACGUGGAGAAGAGAUUCGUGCAGAACGGAGGCUCGGAUAAUUCCAAGCGAGGGAAGGACGAGGCCGGGCUGCGCCUGUAUCGGGCUGCGUUGGCGGGAGACCUGGUUGCCAUGGCGGCAGCGUUGGCCCAGGGGGCGGAGGUCAACGGGAGCGUCGCUGAGGAGGAGGGACGAACGGCGCUGAUCGGAGCUGCUGUUGGGGGGUCGCUGCUGGCUUGUGAGUUUCUGCUGCUGAACGGAGCAAACGUCAACCACAGAGACCUGAGAGGACAAGGAGCUCUGCACGCUGCUGCCACCGCUGGACACACGGGACAGGUGUGUCUGCUGUUGAAGAGAGGAGCCAAUCAGUACGCUGUGGACGAGAGAGGACAGGACCCGUUGGCCAUCGCCGUGGAAACGGCCCACGCUGACAUCGUCACACUACUGCGGAUGGCAAGAAUGAACGAAGAGAUGAGAGAUUCAGAGGGGAUGUUUGGAGCUAUGGGAGACGACGAGACGUUUCAGGAAAUCUUCCGUGACUUCAGCGACAUGGCGUCACAUGACCCAGACAAACUCAGCCGACGAAGGUUCAGCCGCGGAGUCGACGAAGAGGAGGAGGAUGAAGAGGGAGGAAGAAGAAGAGGAGGAGGAGGAGGAGGAGGAGGAGGAGGAAGGGUAAACAACCAGCAGAGUGUUGAAAAGACUGAAUGACAGAAACACUUGAAGCCCGUCGGACCGCAGAGAGAGAGAGAGUCCCUCCCUCCUUAUUAACCACUGUGUUGCCACGGUAACAGCUUAUGACAGACAGCUGAACAUAUAAGACAUAUAUUAAUAUAGCAGCGUGGUAUAUUCUCUAUAAGCUCAGAUACUUCAUGUACAGUGACUGCGGCUGGAAACUGUGAUUAUUAUAUUUUGUGGUUUUGACUGAAAUAUCUCGACUACUGUUGGACAGAGUUUUUUUAUGGUGUUCGGUUUUUGGGGGCGUUGACGUUCCUCUCAGGAUGACCCUCCGACUCUUCCUCUAGCGCCACCAUCAGGUCAGAAUGUGUCCAACACUCACAGGACUAAACAGAGACAUUCCCGUCGGCCUCAGCUGUACCUGAACAGAUGAUUUAACGUGUUAGUAUCAGGUGUGUUUAAAACUUUAGAAGCGUCAGAUCAGUUGUUUGAAAAGCUUAAAAAAGAAAAAGUAGAAAAAAGAAGAAAGUUAAAGUUACUUUGAGGGAGAAACGCUCCGCCUCGCUCAGUGUUACUAGUUUAAAGCUAACAUAGAAAGUUACAGAAUAGACACACACUCACACACACAUAACACACACACACUCACACACACACACACACACAAUUUGUAAAUUUCCCCAUCCUGGGACUAAUAAAGGAAUGUUUUAAUUAGGGCUGUCAGCGUUAACGCGUUAAUUGCGAUUAGAUUAAUGCAAUCCAUAACGUGUUAAUUUUUUUAAUUGCAUUUUAAUGUUGCAAGCCUUUUUGUCCCUUCUACU
Scomber japonicus (chub mackerel) is the source of this 3279-nucleotide messenger RNA. RefSeq names its product BAR_ACAPs and ArfGap_ACAP domain-containing protein. Lineage: Eukaryota; Metazoa; Chordata; Actinopteri; Scombriformes; Scombridae. The transcript is spliced from 22 exons. Gene Ontology annotation, molecular function: protein binding; GTPase activator activity. Bases 299 to 2494 code for a protein of 731 amino acids. Gene Ontology annotation, cellular component: cytoplasm. The record is from RefSeq and is a predicted model, not a curated record.